UUUGCAAAAUGUCAUUCACAGGAACUUUGGACAAAUGCAAGGCUUGUGACAAAACUGUUUAUGUGGUUGAUUUGUUAACUCUUGAAGGUAUACCUUACCAUAAAAACUGCUUCAGAUGCACUCACUGCAAGGGUUAUCUUACGAUGAGUACCUAUUCCUCAAUGGAUGGUGUCCUGUAUUGCAAGACACACUUUGAACAGCUUUUCAAGGAAUCUGGAAAUUUUAGUAAGAACUUUCAAACAGGUAAAGAUUCAUAUUCUACAACAUCAUCUUCUGAUUCUAACAAGGCUCCAAGCAGACUCUCAUCCAUGUUUAGUGGAACUCUAGACAAAUGCUCAGUUUGUGGAAAAACAGUGUAUCCACUGGAGAAGAUGUCGCUGGAAGGAGAGUGCUAUCACAAGACAUGCUUUAGGUGUGCUCAUGCAGGUUGUCCUCUGACACACUCCAACUAUGCUGCCCUUGAUGGUGUCCUGUAUUGCAAGCACCAUUUCCAGCAGCUCUUCAUGGAGAAGGGUAACUACAACCAUGUACUCCAGGCUGCAAAGGACAAAAAGGUCAAUGCCACUCCACCUUCUGAACAAGCCGAUGCUGAAGAUGGCGAGAAGCCGGAGUCCGAGGAGAAGAAAGAGGAAGAAGAAGAAGCAGCUCAUGAGGAAGAAGAAUCUAAGGAAGAGGAAGAGGAAAAGAAAGAUGAGGACACUUAGAGUGUUUGUCAUGCAUUGGAGAAGCAUAUAUGAAGUCUAAGUUCUUUUUCUUAUUAAUUAAAAUUUUACUGUCUAAUAUUUUACAUUGGUUUUAUUUUUCGCUUCAAUUUUUAUGUAUUUAUAUACAAAAGAGAGAU
This is a messenger RNA of Arachis duranensis, 841 nucleotides long. RefSeq names its product LIM domain-containing protein PLIM2c-like. Bases 9 to 704 code for a protein of 231 amino acids. Gene Ontology annotation, biological process: actin filament bundle assembly. The record is from RefSeq and is a predicted model, not a curated record. NCBI's taxonomy places the organism in Eukaryota, Viridiplantae, Streptophyta, Magnoliopsida, Fabales, Fabaceae. Gene Ontology annotation, molecular function: actin filament binding. The transcript has 4 exons. Gene Ontology annotation, cellular component: actin cytoskeleton; plasma membrane.